AUGGAAGGUGAAAACGAGACUGCAUUCUUUCAGACUAUGUCAAAUCAAAUUAGUCGAUUGACUAAUUCCAUUUCCACCAACGGUGUCGCUACAAUCAUCGAACCCUUCGAUGGCGACCCUAAGAAAUUCAGAGAAUGGACCCGCUCUAUUGAAAAGUACUCAAUAUUGGCUUCAAUUACGGGCGACCGAAUGAAACUAAUUGCAUACCAGACGAGUAAGGGUGUCGUUUCAAAUUUCAUAAGGCGUUACCUAGACGCUAAUGGAGAGGCAACGUGGGGGGAGCUUAAGAAUGAAUUGUCGGCACGCUUCGCUAAGGUGACAGACCUACAAUAUGCGUUAGCUCUUCUUCGAAAAUGUAAGCAAAACACGGGUGAAAAUGUACAAUGUUUUGGGGUAAGACUAUUGGUUUUGGCUAGCGAGGCAUACUCAGUGUCAAGUCUGGAAGUCGAAAGGCAACUUGUAGGUUUCUUUAUUGACGGGUUAAAAGAAAAUUACCUUAAAAUGAAAAUAAUACGGGAAAACCCUACCACAUUACAAGAUGCGGUAACUAGGGCGAUGACUGAACAAAAUUUACGAAAAAGAUUUGCCUUAAGAAGAAAUUCGGAAUAUAGUCGGUCUUCCCAAAAUUUUGACCAAAUAGAAGACAUGGAAGUCGAUCAUGUAAGACCCAAGAAAUGUACGAUAUGCUAUCGGCAUGGUCAUAGCUCAAGAGAGUGUCGUAAUCGGCGACCAAUGAGACAUAGGGAAAUAAACAGUGCUGAAGCCCAUCGUCCACAAUCACGACCUCCUUUUAAAUGUUGGCGAUGUGGUAAACUUGGGCACAGACAGGCCGAUUGUAAAGUUCGGCUUUCCUCGGAAAACUAA
This is a messenger RNA of Lottia gigantea (owl limpet), 864 nucleotides long. RefSeq lists its product as hypothetical. NCBI's taxonomy places the organism in Eukaryota, Metazoa, Mollusca, Gastropoda, Lottiidae. Bases 1 to 864 code for a protein of 287 amino acids. The transcript has a single exon. The record is from RefSeq and is a predicted model, not a curated record. Gene Ontology annotation, molecular function: zinc ion binding; nucleic acid binding.